UUAUAGUCCGCCUCAAUGGGAGCUAGCGACCACUGCACCAUCAUGCUCGGUUCUGGAGAGCUCAGGCUGCAGGCCUCCCCUUUCAGGAACCCAUCCCUGCCUUGCCUCUACUUGUCCUUCCCUUGCCUCUGCCUGUCCUUCCUCCUUCGUAGGCCCCUUCACUUAGGCACCACCGCCACCACCUCCCCACCACCAUGUCAGUGACAGAGCAGUCUGCCCUGCUCAUAGAUACUGUCCGUGACCAGUACGUUUUUCUCCCAUGUACGUGAGCUUGGCCUCUCCAGGCUGCAGUGAGCCCUUUCCCUCUCCAAAGCUCUCUCCAGGAGUGUCUGGCACAGAGAGAGCCGUGGGGCUACUGGACCCUGGCACUGGGAGCAGACUCGUCACUCCCAGGAAGCAGGUGGGAAGCAGGGCAGCGUGGGCUGUGCUUCCGGUGCUGAUGACCUCACCCUCUCUCCCUGCAGGUCAUCUUUCUGUCCAAGGGCAAGGAUGCCAUGCAGUCCUUUAUGAUGCCAUUUUAUCUCAUGAAAGACUGUGAGAUCAAGCAGCCUGUAUUUGGUGCAAACUACAUCAAGGGAACAGUGAAGGCGGAAGCGGGAGGUGGCUGGGAAGGCUCUGCUUCCUACAAGUUGACUUUCACGGCAGGGGGCGCCAUUGAGUUUGGACAGCGGAUGCUCCAAGUGGCAUCUCAAGCCUCCAGAGGUGAAGCCCCCAAUGGAGCCUAUGGCUACUCUUACAUGCCCAGCGGGGCCUAUGUCUAUCCCCCGCCAGUCGCCAAUGGAAUGUACCCCUGCCCUCCUGGCUACCCCUAUCCACCGCCCCCGCCUGAGUUCUAUCCAGGACCCCCAAUGAUGGAUGGGGCCAUGGGAUACGUGCAGCCCCCACCACCGCCCUAUCCUGGGCCCAUGGAACCUCCGGUCAGCGGCCCCGAUGUCCCCUCCACUCCUGCAGCCGAAGCCAAGGCCGCAGAAGCAGCCGCCAGCGCCUACUACAACCCAGGCAAUCCUCACAACGUCUACAUGCCCACGAGCCAGCCGCCACCACCUCCCUACUACCCACCGGAAGAUAAGAAGACCCAGUAGGCCCUCCUGCCUCCCUGCCUCCCACCCUUAUCUCUGUACCCUACCCCUUCCAUCGGGGCUGCCCUGGGGCUGGGGGAGGGGAGGGGACGCCUCGUUCUCCCUCCAGGUCUGAUCAUAAACAAUUACCAGAAACUAGCAUUGUGGGACAUUAGGGCCCCCGGCCUCAGGAGAGGUGCCGCCCAGCUUCCCAUGCCAGCCCAGAGCCCACACCGCUGCCCAGUGUGCCUCACGCACCGUCUGGGGCUCUCCUGGAAGCACGGGGCAUCCCCUGUUCCUGUUUCACUCUCAGCUUCUCCCCUCAAAGGGACUCUCUGGCCACCUCCUCCACUGCAGUCCAGCUCCCUCAGUCUGGCAGCCGCUGCUACACUCAGCCUCAUGAGCCACUUCAGACCAGCCAGGUGUCUUCCCCGGCCCUGCCAGGCCCUGCUCACAUUCCUUCCGCUGGUCUAUGCUGGUCUCAGAAGGCCACCGUGCCCGCAUUCCACUCAGCCAGGGUGCAGCUGCAGCCCCGCCACCCGUCCUUCCCUUCCUUGUCCUGGGUCAUGCUGUUGCCACCCCGUGUGACUUUUGAAGCUGUAAAAUGAGCUUCCAGGGCUUGGGUGGCGUCAGGGCAGGGCCACCGAGGCUGGGAGGAAGCGCUUCUGCCUUUUGCUGGUGUUUCUGGAAUUUGCUUUCCCUCACCUCUCACCUCCCUCUAGAAGGAGCUUCCCGACUGGAACCAGAGGAUGCAUGUCUGUCCACUUGGGCUGCUGGGUGGAGCUGGAAACAAGGGCCCCUGACCCUUCGUGCCGGCCGGGACCUGCCACUAGCCCCCCAGCCUGCUUCUUCCCCUUAAGCUUCGUGCCCCUGGAUGCGCUAACAUUCGCUCUUGUUUGUUCCUGGACUGGCCAUGAAGUGAGGAGAUGGUUAUCUAAAGAGAAUUCCCUAUUUAUUUGACAAAAAAUCCAGUUAAUAUAUUAAUGUGAAAUAAACCCUGUUUGCACCUUGAUUUGUUUGCUGAAAAUGUGAAAUAGUAAAAAUGAAAUAACUGGA
This is a messenger RNA of Piliocolobus tephrosceles (Ugandan red Colobus), 2114 nucleotides long. RefSeq names its product WW domain-binding protein 2. Lineage: Eukaryota; Metazoa; Chordata; Mammalia; Primates; Cercopithecidae. The record is from RefSeq and is a predicted model, not a curated record. Gene Ontology annotation, molecular function: chromatin DNA binding; transcription coactivator activity. The coding region runs from base 495 to 1082 and encodes 195 amino acids. The transcript has 6 exons. Gene Ontology annotation, biological process: positive regulation of DNA-templated transcription. Gene Ontology annotation, cellular component: nucleus.